Molecule: messenger RNA, 3731 nt
Organism: Leptonychotes weddellii (Weddell seal)
Lineage: Eukaryota; Metazoa; Chordata; Mammalia; Carnivora; Phocidae
Source: RefSeq, a predicted model, not a curated record
AAUGAAAAUAAUACCAACUUCAUGCAGUGCUUGUGAGAAUUAAUAAGGUGGUGUAGGUAAAAUACUUGAGCUCAGUGCCUGGCAUACACUUGAACACUCAGUAUUUGCUCUUAUCUCCUGUAUGAACUAACCACAAUUAACUGGCAAUUGUAAUAGUGUUAUUUUCCUAUUUCUCAGCUUCAUUGUUCUAUUUCAUUUGAAACUGAAGGAUGAAAGAUAAAUGCUUGCCAUCACCUAGAAUUGGGUUUUGGCCUUCAAGGAACCUGAGGCUUAGCUAGGUUAUUAACUUUGGAGGCUGGCCUGUAAAUUACUGCUCUAAUUUAUAUUUUUCAUUAAAAGCUCAGCUUGCCUCUUCUUCUAUAGCAGUCUUCCCUGGCCCUGAAACCCUAGUGUUUAGCUAUAAAACAAGGUUUUAAAAUUAAGAGGCCAUAAUUCUCUCAACUCUCCACAAUGUGUGGAUUAAUGGAAUUAAUGAUAAGAAGGUGCACAGAAUAUUAUUUUUAACAAAAGCAGAGACCUGACCCUAUUACCUUUGAAACAUAAAUCAGAGAGAUACUGUGAUGAAGUGUACUGUAUUUCUUUAUGUAUGUGUAGAACUUGACAAAAAAACAUUGGGUGUCAGGAAAUCUGGGUCCUAGGCUCUUCGCUGCCACCAAGAUGCUGUGACCUCUAAUUAACCCUCCACACGUUGGCUUUGUGAGUUUUGCAGGGUUGAGCAUUAGGUAAGUAAGUGACUAGUAUUCUGCCUGGCACCAGAACCGCCCCCCAAAUGAUAGGUGUUACGUAGUAGCUCACUGAAUAUGUAUCCCAUUAGGGUAAUGAAAAUGGAUACGUUUGGCCGCCAGAAGGGGCAACCGUAUCCUCUGCACCUCCCAUGGAAAAGGGCGUGGAAAGAGUCGCGUGAGCUAAGACUACAUCUCCCGCUGCCCUUUGCGGCUAUGCUGGUUCGCCUUACCCAGAAUCGCUCCCUCCGCAACCUUGCGUCUUUCCGCGGAGGCCCCGGAUGUAGAAUCCCUCUCAGUCAGUGGGCGUGGCUUUACAAUGGCUCGGAGACCUGGGGCUCCCUUACUGGUUGUGGUCCUUCCGACCGGAUUGGACGCGAAGGAGGGGGCGUUGGCCAAGGCGCGCGGUGCUCUAGCGACAGCCAAUCAGAAACCUGGUCGGCCUUUGGCGGGAGGCGGUAAAGCUGAGGCUUUGCAGAUUUGGCGCGAGCGCGGCUGGGCUUUACUGACGCUGGUGUGUAGUUUAUUCGGUAGCUUGGCCUGAAGACUCCCUGAAGCCGUGUGCGAGAGACGUGAGGAAGAGCCGGUACUGAGGUGACUCAGCCUUGUGAGCCGUGUUGCCGUCAUGCCUCAAACCCGAUCCCAGUCACAGGCUACAAUCAGUUUUCCAAAAAAGAAGCUGUCUCGGACAUUGGACAAAGCUAAAAACUCUGGUGAUACCAAACUAGAACUGACCUAUGUCCAGGCCACCCACCGUUCUAAUGUAAAAAUUCUGCCUCUCAGCCCCAGAAAACGUCUGGGUGAUGACAAUCUGUGUAACACUCCCCAUUUACCACCCUGUUCUCCACCAAAGCAAGGCAAGAAAGAGAAUGGCCCCCCUUGCUCACGUUCACCUAAGGGGCGCAGAUUGGUAUUUGACAAUCAGCUGACAAUUAAGUCUCCUAGCAAAAGAGAACAAGCCAGAGCUCACCAAAACAAAAUCCAUUCCUCAGUUCGAAAAGGUCAAGAGAUAACAACAGAUUCUGAGCAGAGAUGUCCAGUGGAGAAAGAAUCUGCAUGUGUGAGACUGUUCAAGCAAGAAGGCACUUGCUACCAGCAAGCAAAGCUGGUCCUGAAUACAGCUGUCCCGGAUCGGCUGCCUGCCAGGGAAAAGGAGAUGAAUGUCAUCAGGAAUUUCCUGAGGGAGCACAUCUGUGGGAAAAAAGCUGGAAGUCUUUAUCUUUCUGGUGCUCCUGGAACUGGAAAAACUGCCUGCUUAAGCCGAAUUCUGCAAGACCUCAAGAAGGAACUGAAAGGCUUUAAAACUAUCAUGCUGAAUUGCAUGUCCUUGAGGAGUGCCCAGGCUGUAUUCCCAGCUAUUGCUCAGGAGAUUUGUCAGGAAGAAGUAUGCAGGCGAGCUGGGAAGGACAUGAUGAAGAAACUGGAAAACCAUAUGACUGCAGAGAAGGGCCCCAUGAUUGUGUUGGUGCUGGACGAGGUGGAUCAGUUGGACAGCAAAGGGCAGGAUGUAUUGUACACACUGUUCGAAUGGCCAUGGCUAAGCAAUUCUCGAUUAGUGCUGAUUGGUAUUGCCAAUACCCUGGAUCUCACGGACAGAAUUCUGCCGAGGCUUCAAGCUAGAGAAAAAUGUAAGCCUCGGCUGUUGAACUUCCCACCUUAUACCAAAAAUCAGAUAGCCACUAUCUUGCAGGAUCGGCUUGAUCUGGUAUCUAGAGCUCAGGUUCUGGACAAUGCUGCAAUUCAGUUCUGUGCCCGAAAAGUCUCUGCUCUUUCAGGAGAUGUUCGAAAAGCGCUAGAUGUUUGCAGGAGAGCUAUUGAAAUUGUAGAGUCGGAUGUCAAAAGCCAGACUGUCCUCAAACCGCUGUCUGAAUGCAAAUCACCCUCUGAGUCACUGGUUCCCAAGCGGGUUGGUCUUAUUCACAUAUCCCAAGUCAUCUCAGAAGUUGAUGGUAACAGAAUGACUUUGAGCAAAGAAGGAGCACAAGAUUCCUUCCCUCUUCAGCAGAAGAUCUUGGUCUGCUCUUUGCUGCUCUUGACCCGGCAGCUAAAAAUCAAAGAGGUCACUCUGGGGAAGUUAUACGAAGCCUAUAGUAACGUCUGUCGCAAACAGCAGGUGGCAGCUGUGGACCAGUCAGAGUGUUUGUCACUUUCAGGGCUCUUGGAGGCCAGGGGCAUUUUAGGAUUAAAGAAAAACAAGGAAACCCGCUUCACAAAGGUGUCUUUGAAGAUUGAAGAGAAGGAAUUAGAGCAUGCUCUAAAAGACAAAGCUUUAAUUGGAAAUAUCUUAGCUACUGGAUUGCCUUAAAUUAUUUUCUUUUAUACUAAUAUGCUACCCGAAAGUAUCCAGCUGGCGUUGAGAGCUCUGGAGUCUUCAUUUUAGUACUUUAUCCAUUCAGGUCUGAAAACAAAUAUGACCUUUUUUUUUUUUUAAUCUCACGUAAUCUACACCCAACAUGGGGCUCGAACAAAAGUUGCAUGCUCUUUUGACUGAGCCAGCCAGGUGCUCCUAAAUAUGACCUUUUUUAAUGUGAAACUGAUAAAUUUUAAUCUAUAGACUGAUGAAUAUUAACACAAUAAUAAUUUUGGGUCUUAUUUUUAUGCAUUAAAAAUCACCAAGUAGACUCUUUUUAAUUAUAUUCACUACCUCCACCUCUUGUGUCUCGAACCAGUAUGCUUGUAUUACAGUAUACAGGAUUUAUAUGGUGGAAUGUGCCUAUAUUUACCUCUUAGUUUCUCUCAAACAUUGGUGUAUUUUAAAGAACUUUGGGGCUAGAGUAAGAAGAAUGAAAAAGGAUGUUCCAGGAAAAUAAGCAAGUCUACGUGGAGAUCUGAAGACACUUUGAUCAAAGAAUUUCUUUCUUUUUGGAGUAUAUUGUGUUCACUUCGCACAUACUUCCACACUGUGACAUUUUAGAGACUCAUUAAGUUUCUUGGGCACUCCCAAGGUUGUGGGGGUGGUGAAAGGAAUGUAACUGUACGGAUUGUGAAUAUAUUUAUUUCCUAGUUGCA